AUGUCUACCAAAAUAAUGUACGAUUUAAUCAGCGAAUUCAAAUGUACCGUAUGCUAUGACUACAUGAAACCGCCAAUCCUGAUGUGCUUUACCGGCCACAGCUGCUGCAACUCCUGCUUUCGGCGUAUGAAUCAGUGCCCUGAAUGCAGAGGCAAGAAGAGCAAUUUCAGGAACUUGAACCUGGAAAGGAUCUAUUACAUUCUUGUCUUCCCCUGUCGAAACGCAGAAUACGGUUGUGCAUUCACCGCCAAGGGAACGGAGAUGAUGACACAUGAGGACAAGUGCAUUUAUUCGUAUUUACCAUGUCCGUUUGCUAAGUAUGGGUGCACAUGGUCGGGGGUGUACAAAUCGAUGGAGGACCAUUUAAAGGAGGCGCAUGAUUGCAGCAAUGAUGCUCCUGAUAUUUGUGAUUUAGAGGGCUUUGAUGAAGGAGCCGAUUGUUGGAGACAGGCGCUGAAUUUCGACGGUCACCUUUUCAUCCUUUGCGUAAUAAAGGAAGGAGAGAGUUUUUGGUUCGGGGUUUACUCGAUCAUCGAUACUGAUCAAGAGUACGAUUAUGAGAUGACAUUCGUGGAUCUUGGUAGGAACAGGACAGCUCGUUUUAACGGUACUUGCACAACUCAUAAGGAAUACGCGACUGAGGAAUAUAACAGACACAAUAUACAGAGGGCACCUGGGAUGUUGGUGGAGAGCUUCAGGCAGAGUGAUCUCGUUCAAUACAAGGUUGAAAUCUUCAGAAAAUCGUAA
This is a messenger RNA of Aethina tumida (small hive beetle), 747 nucleotides long. RefSeq names its product E3 ubiquitin-protein ligase SIAH2-like. NCBI's taxonomy places the organism in Eukaryota, Metazoa, Arthropoda, Insecta, Coleoptera, Nitidulidae. The coding region runs from base 1 to 747 and encodes 248 amino acids. The transcript has a single exon. Gene Ontology annotation, molecular function: zinc ion binding; ubiquitin conjugating enzyme binding; ubiquitin protein ligase activity. Gene Ontology annotation, biological process: multicellular organism development; proteasome-mediated ubiquitin-dependent protein catabolic process. The record is from RefSeq and is a predicted model, not a curated record. Gene Ontology annotation, cellular component: cytoplasm.